Molecule: messenger RNA, 2334 nt
Organism: Phytophthora sojae
Lineage: Eukaryota; Oomycota; Peronosporomycetes; Peronosporales; Peronosporaceae
Exons: 2
Coding region: 1-2334 (777 amino acids)
Cellular component (GO): cilium
Source: RefSeq, a predicted model, not a curated record
AUGUCGCUAAGAGCGUCUGCACCCUUCGAGCGAGGUGAGUUUCAAGAAGAAGAGGAACCUCUUGAAACGGAGCCCGAUGUCGUGGCAACGCCUCGAGUGUCGGAACCUCUUUCGUCCCCGUUAAAGCGCGUUCGCCCUGGUCCUGGUGUUGAAAUGAUGCCUUCAAUGUCUCCCGGAGGCAACAACCUGCCUCAUCCCCCGCUCCAGGAUAUUCGCGAAGAAGACGAUGGAAACUCCUCGGGUGUAGUCCAGCAAUCUACCCCGAUGUCACGGAGGUUUGGCGGUCGACAGCACGCCCUCGUGGCCUCAGAAGCACCCAUUCUGUCUUCAGCCGCAGCGCAGGUUUACCCCGAGGCAUUAGACACAGGUGCUCUGAUCACUCGUGCGUUUGGUGAACGGAUUGUGACUUUGUUAGCGGCCGAUCCCUGGGGGGACCGGCAGGAUGGCUUUGAUGCCAUCAAACUCGCAGUCAAGAAGGCAGAUGUGUCGACGAUUGAGCCCGUAACUCGGCAGCGACUGCUUUGUGCAUCGCUGGCAGCAGUGCAAUGCGGAGUGGAGGAUCGAGUUGCUCCCGUUAUGUUCUGUGCACUCGAGUGCUUACGCGCAGUUCUCAAGGAAUUCGCGCGUGUGCUACCCGACGAACGCAGUGUUGAGCUGAAAAGUGCGGCAGUUCUCAACAACCAAUUGUCAUCUCUUGUCGGUGCUCUGGUGCGGAAGCUUGGCGACUCCAACAAGCGGACGCAGCGUGAAUCCACACAAGCUUUAAUCCGAGUUGCCCGUGUGCGAUCACUGCGAGCUCUUCCUCACUUGCUGCUGCACUUGAGUGGACGCGAGGUCCCACCUCGACGACAGCUCGAGACGUUACGCCGGUUGAUGCAGGAGCUCGGUCUUUCCAACUCCACUGAGGCUUCACCCCACCAGCAACAGCUGACAGCGGAGACCGUGCUCGAGUUUGUCGCCCCAAGCCUCAAGAUCGCCGAGGAGAAAACUCGGAAGGCUGCCGUGGAGAUUCUCGCUGACCUCCAGACUCGAACGGGAAACUCGACUGCCUGGCACGCGCAGCUAGCACGAGCGGGGGCAGUUAAGCCGGAAAUGCUCCGCGUGAUCACGCGCCGAGUUGAAGAACUGCUAGCAAAGCGUGAAGCGCAGCAGGCAGCCAACUCGCCAGUAGCUCCAGGAAUGGGCACCACUGCCACCAACCAGACGGAAGAGCAAGCCGACGAUGAAGCCGCCUUCCCUCCGGCAGAACUCGUCGACGUCCCCCAAGAAGACGCCCAGUCGAGCAUUACGCUGCUUGAGGCCUCGUUGCUCAACGCCCAGAACGUGGUUGGGCCGGUCUGCUGGCGAAAGCUUUCGAGCAAGACAUGGAGCGACAGAAAGGAGGCUCUCCUCGAUGCCGAGAAGGCCAUGACAGAGGCCAAGUCCGAUCUGCGCGACACUCGACCGGCAUUUGGCAGUGAUGCUCAGAGCACAUUUGUGGCUUACAGCGCCUUGUUGCACCGAGCGCUUGGUGACAGCAUCGCUCCAGUGGUGAACACUGCAUUGGACGCUUUCGCCACAUUGGUGAAGAUUUAUGGGCCUCGAGUCGAAUGGCGUGAGGCGGAUGUACGUGACAUUACGCUGCUGACGCUGCUUCGGUUGCUCGCAGCGAUGCAGAAGCCCAACACACGCACGACUCGCGCUGCGUGCCGUGGAGUCCUCAAGUUGGCGCGGCUACCCAAUGCUCGUCAUCCGCUUCGAUACGUGCUCUCGUGUAUAUUCGGUGGCGAGGGCAGCAGUGCCUGUGAUCCUCAAGUGCAGAUGCAUCUACUCCGUCUCCUGGUACCGGAGUUCGGAUUCCAAGCCGACGGACUGGGCGCCUCCCGUGUGCUGGAAGCUGUCAGUAAGGGCUUGACCCACAGCAGUGCUCGCGUUCGUCGCUCCGCUGCGGAUGUGGCUUUAAGUGCACAACGGCUUCUGGGUCGAGACUUUGUGCUCGCAAGACUGCAAGGGGUCAAGCCCGUGACUCUCAAGGAGCUCGAAAAGAGCUUCGUGGAUGGAAUUGGGGGAUCCGGUGGCGGUGAACGACCACAGACUGUGCAUGCAACAGCGGCCGAAGCCUCCGCGCCUGCAGCUAUUGGUGGGUCGGAUCUACCGCCCGUGACUUUCGGCGGAUUGGGAGAGUUUUCAUCCCGACGAUUACUUAGCAGCGCGCCUGUGGGCAACGGCCGGUUGCAGUGCGCGCCGUUGUAUGAGGAAGUUUCUGCAGGUCCGAGUGCUCCAAGUCGCGCUUCGAUGUUGAGCAACGAGGAAGAAAACUUGAUGGACGCGAUCCUCGGUGCAGACGAUUUCUAA